Molecule: messenger RNA, 891 nt
Organism: Lynx canadensis (Canada lynx)
Lineage: Eukaryota; Metazoa; Chordata; Mammalia; Carnivora; Felidae
Gene: TAGLN
Product: transgelin
Exons: 5
Coding region: 121-726 (201 amino acids)
Molecular function (GO): protein binding
Source: RefSeq, a predicted model, not a curated record
ACCGCGGCAGCGGCCCUUUAAACCCCCCAGCCAGCCGGCGCCCCAUCCUGUCUGUCCAAGUUCAGACACGGAGAGCUCAUUCCCGCCUGCGAGUCUCGAGGAACUCCUCUCUCCCUCAACAUGGCCAACAAGGGUCCUUCCUAUGGCAUGAGCCGCGAAGUGCAAUCCAAAAUUGAGAAGAAAUAUGACGAGGAGCUGGAGGAGCGGCUGGUGGAGUGGAUCAUAGUGCAGUGUGGCGCAGACGUGGGGCGCCCGGACCGUGGGCGCCUGGGCUUCCAGGUCUGGCUGAAGAACGGCGUGAUUCUGAGCAAGCUGGUGAACAGCCUGUAUCCUGACGGCUCCAAGCCAGUGAAGGUGCCCGAGAACCCUCCAUCCAUGGUCUUCAAGCAAAUGGAGCAGGUGGCUCAGUUCCUGAAGGCGGCUGAGGACUAUGGGGUCACCAAGACUGACAUGUUUCAGACUGUUGACCUCUUCGAAGGCAAAGACCUGGCAGCGGUGCAGAGAACCCUGAUGGCUCUGGGCAGCUUGGCAGUGACCAAGAACGACGGGUACUACCGUGGAGAUCCCAACUGGUUUAUGAAGAAAGCCCAGGAGCAUAAGAGGGAGUUCACAGAGAGCCAACUGCAGGAGGGAAAACAUGUCAUUGGCCUACAGAUGGGCAGCAACAGGGGGGCCUCCCAGGCCGGCAUGACAGGCUACGGACGGCCUCGGCAGAUCAUCAGUUAGAGGGAGAGGGCCAGCCCCCAGCCCUGUCCUUCCCCGGCUCGUCGGCUGCAGCCAUCCUGCCUAGCCCGCCUCACCCGCACCCGUGUAGUUCCUCAGCCCCGGCCAAGCUUCGAGGCUCCGUCACUGAGCAAAGGUGACCGCACUUGGGCAGCUCUCCCCCACCCC